Vigna unguiculata (cowpea) is the source of this 853-nucleotide messenger RNA. RefSeq names its product RING-H2 finger protein ATL78 pseudogene. The record is from RefSeq and is a predicted model, not a curated record. Lineage: Eukaryota; Viridiplantae; Streptophyta; Magnoliopsida; Fabales; Fabaceae.
GCCUAAAACCUAUAACCAACCUCAAGCUCCAACUAACUCUUCUUCAACAUCCCAUCAAACAUGUAUGCUUCAACUUCCUUCACUUCACAAUUGCUUCAUGAGCUUCUCAUGGACUCAAGCUCCAGAAAGCUACUCCUUCAAGACCCAGUUCACGAAUCAAUCAACGUAGCUGACUUGCCCAAAUCCCCAGAUUCCAUGAGUUACAACACGACAGACUCGUAUUUCAAAGGUCGUGACUUCGAUGCAAAUGUUGUCAUGAUCCUGGCAGUGCUGUUGUGUGCUGUCAUUUGCUCCCUCGGCUUGAACUCCAUCAUAAAGUGUGUGCUGAGGUGCUCCAACAUAGUCAUCAGCGACCCUUCAAGUGUGAGCAACCCUUCAUCUCGUUUGGCCAACACAGGAAUCAAGAAGAAAGCCCUCAAGACUUUUCCCACUGUGAGCUACUCAACAGAGUUCAAACUCCCAGGUUUGGACACCGAGUGUGUGAUUUGCCUCUCCGAGUUUGUCAAUGGUGAUAAGCUACGCAUUCUGCCAAAAUGCAACCAUGGUUUCCACGUUCGCUGCAUUGAUAGAUGGCUGAGUUCACACUCCUCCUGCCCCAAGUGCAGACAGUGCCUCAUUGAGACUUGUAAGAAAAUUGUUGGAUCCCAGCCACCAGUGCCACAAACCAUUAUAAGGAUCCAACCACUAGAACAUGAAGGUUUCGAGCGUAACUAUAGGGAACUAUGCUAGUUAAUUUCUCACUCUGCUAUGAGAAACAAUCAAUUCUGUUUGAAACCUCAAAUGUAAGAUAUACUAGUUAAUUUUUUGUUACUGCAUUCUUUUCAAUGAUAUUAUGGAGUUCUUAUUACUGGAA